AUGUCAGUGCAGAUAGGAGCACAAGGGGCCACGACCCCGUUCAGGAACAAAGCGGCCUUUGCCGCCGCCUUCAAGGCCCGCUUUGGAAAUCUCGACGACGAGGUGGCAGCACAAGUAGAGUUGGCAAAGCUCUGCGCGGACAAGUCGGUCCGCAAAAAACACACCGCCGCGGAGUUCUCCACACUAUUCAAGGGUCCGGCGGAUCACUCUGGGUAUGGGGACCUGGAGCUAUGCGACAAGUACCUGAGCGGCAUCCCCUCCCGCAUGUACCGGAAGAUCGAGCUCGAGACCUUCACCACGUGGCAAGCAGCUGAGAAGCACGCCACCGAGGACAAGCCUUACACAAAAUGCGCCGACGCGCGGACUACAGUUGCCUCGGGCUCUACCCAGGCUGCGACAAGCGCCCCCAUCGCAACAACACCCUUGGCAAGUAUAAGUGCCGCUUCAGCGAAAUCCGAGCAAUCGGAGCUGGCGGACUUAAUGGCACAGGUGAAGUCGAUGCGCAAGGAGCUCGAACACUACCGGGCGAUCAAGGAGGAGGGUUUUUGA
Messenger RNA from Postia placenta MAD-698-R-SB12, 549 nucleotides. RefSeq lists its product as hypothetical. Bases 1 to 549 code for a protein of 182 amino acids. The record is from RefSeq and is a predicted model, not a curated record. Lineage: Eukaryota; Fungi; Basidiomycota; Agaricomycetes; Polyporales; Adustoporiaceae. The transcript is spliced from 2 exons.